CUUGACAAUUUUAAAAUAAAGAAACAAUCAAUAUGUUAAAGUGUAACAAUUAAUUAAAAAAUCACCGUCGUACUAAUGCUUUCAACAAAAUUAUUAACGUUUUUAAAUGGAAAAUGUCGCCCUUUGCUCUAUAACAGUUCAAACAAUUUCGCAACAGAUCAGUCCAGUAUAGAACCUACGGUUACGAUUCUAAAUGCCUGCACGAACAUCGGCAGACAUCUGGCUUUGAUCCUGAAGCAAAGCCCGCACAUUGAAGAACUUAGGCUGUAUGAUAAGCAAAGUAUCGUGUGCGCUAUAGGAGAGGAUUUAAGUCAUAUUGAUACCAAAACUCAAGUUAAAUCAUUUGGAGGACCUCGAGUUAUGAAAGAUGCCAUCACUGAUGCAGACAUAGUUGUGUCAGUAGGAGGUAGUAAAUCAGCUCCCAGUGAAACUGCACAAAUAUUAUUUGAGAACAAUUGCAAUGAUGUAAGAAUAGCCGCGCUACAUAUGAUUGAAUACAACCCAAAGGGUUUGUUUUGCAUCGCUAGACCUCCGGUAGAAGCGUUGGUACCACUUGUAUCCGAGGAAUAUAAAAAAGCGGGAGUGUACGAUGCCAGGAAAAUUUUCGGAGUGACAUCUACUGCUACGAUGACCGUCAACAGCAUUGUAGCAAAGUUGGCCAAAGAAAAACCUUUGGAAGUGCUGUGUCCGAUUGUUGGGGGCCUUAGCGGGGAGUGUCUUGUAGGAGUUUUGUCCCAAACUAGACCAAAAGGAUUGCCACUGCAACCCAUCGAAACUCAAAAGCUGAUUUGUCGCGCCGAAGAUGACGUAAUAAAUAUAUACGAAGACACUGGUUCAAUUUGUUUGGCUCCCGCUCUAGGCAUCUCGAGGUUUAUCAACUCGCUACUAAGAGCUGUAAAAGGAGAGACAGAUUGCGUGGAAUGCAGUUUCAUACGUCAGACCGGGCAUAUUGGGAAUUUCUUGCCGUACAUGACUUCCAUCAUACGUUUAGGCCGUCAUGGAGUGUUAUCAAGCCAUAUGCCGAAGAUUACAGUUGAAGAAGGCGAACGACUUCAAAAAGCAGCAGUUAGGAUAAAAGAAUUCAUACAUUUAGGAGAAAAAACUGCUAAUGAUGUACCAAUAAAGAAAACACUACAAUUUGAACCAAAACGUGCAUAAAGCUGUAUUCCAGUAUACUCAGUCUUUAAAUAUGGCGACAGAUAGUCAAAGUGUCAAUAUAUGUUUCCUUAUAACAAUCUUGUUCAACUAAUAAUAAAAUUCAAGUAAUUUUUUCAAACCAGUUUGAUAGAAUCUGUUUGGUUUAUUGGACUACAAAAACUUGGAUGCGCGAUUCGCCAAGGAAAAGUAUUUUAGUGUCUACUACAGUCUUAAUUAAAAAAAGCAUUUCUGGCUAAACAAAAAUUAUACAAAUAAUUUUCGAAGGAUUUGUAACAAAAAUUAGUUAUUUAGUUAUUUAUAAAAAAAAACAUUUAUAAAAAUAAUAAGCUCUAUAUUUGAAAAUUACGCAUCACAACUUGAAUACUUAAUUAUAUUAUAUAAAAAACGCAGAUUCGAAACUACAAUCUUUAACAUAGUAAACUAUUUACAAUUUAAUAGCUUCAGCCAAUGAACAUGACAAUCCAGUACCAUCAGGUUCGACUUGAAGGGAAGUGAUUUUACCAUCUUCAAUUACCAUAGAGUACCUCUUGCUCCUAACACCACCUACAGAAAAAUUACGACAUUAAAAAACAUCUUUUUGUAACUGUUUAUAUAGGCCAAACUGCAAUUCUUGCCCAAUUCAGAAUUAAUAAAUAUAAUUUAUGUGCCUUCAAUAUUUAUAAUACCUAGUGGACCGAUUUCUACUGACAAAUCCAAUGCUUUAGCCAAUGUUGCUAAUGGAUCGGCAAGCAUGCGUACUUUUCCACUGGUUUUUUGGUCUUUGCCCCAAGCGGCCAUUACGAAUGGGUCAUUGACUGAUACACAGACGAUUUCAUUCACUCCUUGUUGCUUUAAUUCGUCAGCUUUGCUUACGUAUCCUGGUAAAUGCGUCU
This is a messenger RNA of Psylliodes chrysocephalus, 2030 nucleotides long. NCBI's taxonomy places the organism in Eukaryota, Metazoa, Arthropoda, Insecta, Coleoptera, Chrysomelidae. The record is from the annotation of a GenBank genome assembly.